AUGACGCCCGCCGCCCCCGUCGACGCUGCCUUUGCCAGGCGCCUGCCCAAGAUCGAGCUCCAUGCUCAUCUCACUGGCAGCAUCAGCCGCGACUGCCUGUACGACAUCUGGGCCUCCAACAAGGCUAGACGCCCUGAUCUCGACAUACAGGACCCCUUGCUGGCCAUCCCCCCCGGCAAGGUCGACUACGACAUCAACACAUUCUUCCCCUUAUUUUCCUCGUACAUCUACCGCCUCUGCAGUGAUCUACAUGCCGUUGAGUACUCUACCAAAGCCGUCCUGCGCCAGUUCCAGCAAGAUGGCAUUGUCUACACCGAACUCCGCACCACGCCAAGAGCAAUCCCCGACCAGGGCGUCUCCAAGGAGGACUAUGUCAAGACGGUGCUGAACGUGCUCAAGGCCCACAAUGACGACAGCACAAACACCCUGCGCGCCUUUCUCAUCCUGUCGAUUGACCGUCGCAACACUGUCUCGGAAGCUGAGGAAGUCGUCGAUCUGGCAAUCAAAUACCAGUCCGCAGGGGUCGUGGGCAUGGACCUCUGUGGCGAUCCCGCCAAAGGCGAUGUCCGUGUGUUCGGCAAUAGCUUCGCUCGAGCAAAGGCGGCCGGCCUCAAGAUGACCAUCCACUUCGCCGAGAGCGAGGCUUCCUCGACAGACACGGAGCUACAGACGCUGCUUUCAUGGAAGCCAGACAGGCUCGGCCAUGUCAUCCGUGUCAAGGACGAGUUCCAGCAGACCAUCAAGGAGCAGGACAUUGGCGUCGAACUAUGUCUUAGCUGCAACGUCCACGCCAAGAUGAUCACGGGCACUUUCUCAGACCAUCAUUUUGGAAUGUGGCGGCACAGCAACGUUCCAGUCGCCUUGGGCACUGAUAAUGUUGGCGUGUUCUGCAGUCCGUUAUCAAACGAGUACUACCUUGCAGCGGAGCAUUUUCAACUUGACCGUUCUGACAUUCGAGCGCUAUGCGAGCGAGCAAUCGACUCGAUAUUCUCCGGCCCAGACGAGCAUGCCCGUCUUAAGCAAAUCUACGCAACCUGGGAUGGAUGGGAUGUAUGAGAUGUAGACAAUGUGUCGGUGCUCAAACCGUCCUAUAUCUGCGAGAUGAUCUUGGCCUGCAAAUCUUGAAUCAGAUACCAGACAACCAUCUUCAUCAUGUGCAUCUUGCCUUGAUUGAGUGGUGUGAUUUAUUCUCCUCUUCCGUUUUGGUCAUACAUGAGACAAGUUCGUGCAUCAAGUCGUUUUCCC
Messenger RNA from Exserohilum turcica Et28A, 1245 nucleotides. RefSeq lists its product as uncharacterized. Gene Ontology annotation, biological process: adenosine catabolic process; inosine biosynthetic process. Gene Ontology annotation, molecular function: adenosine deaminase activity. The transcript has 5 exons. The record is from RefSeq and is a predicted model, not a curated record. Bases 1 to 1056 code for a protein of 351 amino acids. Lineage: Eukaryota; Fungi; Ascomycota; Dothideomycetes; Pleosporales; Pleosporaceae.